CGGCCGCGGGGUGCUCGGUGCGCGCCGGCGCCGCUCGUCCUCCUCGGCCCGGCCCCCGAACCUCGCCGUCCCUCCGCGCUGAUCCGCUUUCUCUCUCUCUCUCUCUUUUUUUAAAGUGUGACUGAAACAAAACAAAGCCAAAGGGACGCUGGAUCUAUCAUUGGUUGAUUUUCCUCCUCCUUUUUUUUUUUAUGACCAAAAACAACCCCCCACCCGAGCAAACAAACACACACAAAAGCAGAAAGAAAGGGUCUUGCUCAGCAGCAGCAUGGAUGUCUUGGCUAGUUAUAGUAUAUUCCAGGAACUCCAGCUUGUCCACGACACCGGCUACUUCUCAGCUUUGCCAUCCUUGGAGGAAAACUGGCAGCAGACAUGCCUGGAGUUGGAGCGAUACCUUCAGACUGAGCCACGGAAGAUCUCUGAGACCUUUGGUGAGGAUUUGGACUGCUUCCUUCAUGCCUCCUCAGCCCCGGACGCAGAGGACAAUAUCCGACGGCUGGACCCCAUCCUUUUACCCGUGGAGACGAGUACGUGUGACAAAAGCGCCAACAUGGACAUUAUCCUCUCCCGUGACAAACUGCUGUCUGAGACGUGCCUCAGCUCGCAGUCCACCAGCUCUUCCACAGAAGGCUACACAGCCGUCAACCAGGCCCAGCUCAAUGCAGUAACCUCAUUAACCCCCCCUUCCUCUCCGGAGCUCAGCCGCCACCUCGUGAAAACCCCACAGACUCUCUCAGCAGUGGAUGGCACAGUGACAUUGAAACUGGUAGCCAAGAAAACUUCACUCAGCUCUGUGAAAGUGGGUGUAGCAACAGCGACUGCGGGGACAAUAAAAAGUGGGCAAAGUGACAGUGAGCAAGGAGGUACAGGGACAGAAGCAUCCCCAGAAAACAAGAAGAGGGUUCAUCGCUGUCAAUUUAAUGGGUGCCGGAAAGUUUAUACAAAGAGCUCCCACUUAAAGGCUCACCAGAGGACUCAUACAGGUGAGAAGCCUUACAAGUGCUCGUGGGAAGGGUGCGAGUGGCGUUUUGCACGGAGCGACGAGCUCACCAGGCAUUACAGAAAGCACACGGGUGCAAAGCCCUUUAAAUGCAACCAUUGUGACAGGUGUUUUUCCAGGUCGGAUCACCUCGCCCUCCACAUGAAGAGACACAUCUAAAUAUCAGUCAGCUUGGCAUGGAUGUCAUCUGGGCUGAGUGUUGUGAGAUGAAAGUGGAACUCAAGUUACAACGUGCUACCUUACAGGAGAAGAGAACUUGAUCCCGUGCAGUCCUCUGUACAGGGACCACAUGCUCACAGUGUCAUGCUCCCAGUUACACUUCAAUACCUACAUCGGUUCUUUUAUGCCUUGCCCCAGCUGGAUGGGAGAAGAUGCAGGCGAGGAAAUGGUAUAGAGGUGAAGUCAGUGAAAAAGAACAAUUACUUACAGCACUUCAUCCCUCUUGGAUUCGUUUCCUGUUUUUGCCAGUGGAAAUCAAAGGAGGCUUCCCUGCAGGUGGACGGCAGUAAGAGGGGCUUAUCUAACUUGCUUCUCAGUGCAACUCCGUAGAAGAAUAUGUCGUCUUGAAGUUGCAUAUUUGUAGCACUAACUUUCUUUUUAAAUAGAUGGGGGGAAAACAAAUGACCUAGAAAACCAAAUCCCAGUUUGGUAGCCAAAAUUAACCUCUUGGUUUUUUUGUUCUUUUUCUGAGAAUUCCUAAUUUUCAGUGCAUCAGACUUCUCACAGACACUUUGACCUGUCUUGGUUUUGGUUCUUCUUCCCAGAACUGAGCUAUUGAGAUCCUUUUAAGUCAAUACCAGUGGCCUUAAUGGCAGUAGACUGUGGAGUGACACUUGUGACACAAACAUCCUCGUUUUGGCCUGAGUUUAUGUAGACUUCAUGGAGGAUUAUAUUUUUGUUGGUUGUUUUUUUUUGUUUUUUUUUUUUUGGCUAUUGCACAACAUAUGCACUAGGGACUCUGGAAGCUGCUGCCACGAUGGCUAAGUAGCCAAGGGAUAAACCCCUGAGAUACAGCACCUAAUAUCUCUGUAAGCCUCACCUUAUUGCCAUAGCUAGGACUUCUUGUUUAUUUUUUGAACAAAAAACUUCAAAAGCUUGUUUGGAAGCUUAAACCUUUUUUCUCUUUUCUCCACAAACAAGUGAUCUUCAGAACUCCUUGUCUUCACCUGGAUAUCAGUCUGGGACUGGCCACACAGGCAUGACUACAGGAUUCCUUCCACAUCAUGUGAGCAGAUUAGCCACAACCCACGGUGAUUUAGUGGUGAAUUAUGUUGCUUUUUCUUGCAGUUCUUCUAUUAACCAAUUUAAAACAUUAGCCUUUUGUUUCUGUAAAGAGCACCUGCAGACGUUUUCAUUUACACCUGUUUGUUGAGCAUCUUACAUACAAAAAAAAACCCCAAGCCAAAAAUCCUACUCCAGUCUCUGAGUAGGAAAUCAAGAACAUCUUCCAAGUACAAUGGCUUCAUUCAGCAUUGGCCCGUUAAAGAAAAUAUCAAAGUCCUGCUUUUCUGUUCAUCAAGUUGAUGCUGUAGCCCACUCCUAUAUGAAAAAAUGUAACCAUGUGAGCGGUGAAGGAAGGGAUUGGAUUUUACAUACAGCAGUGAGGCAUUUCCAAAUGAUUGGUCCAAAGUAUUACUAACCUAGAGGUCCAUUUUGGCCUACAGUGUGAAUCAUCAAGGAGAAGUGGAGGUCUCAUGCUCACCCUUCCGUCAUAUUGAUAAAUUGAUUUCUUUGGCUCAAAGUGGAUUAAAGUCUUCAUUACAAAAGGAAAAAAAACCCUAAAAAAUGUGUUGCCAUAACUUGUAUUUGAACCUAUUUGGCACUGGCCCUGACUCCAAAGACUGCAUUUAGGACCAUGAAAAUGGCCUAUGCAAGCAGGCAGGCGGUCAUUAGGUUGUAUAUUUUGUAUAUUCUCGGACCAUCCCUACAAGAUGUGUCUAGAAACUAAACAAAAUAGCACGUGGUCCACAAAUGGUUGCUGCUCUUUUAUAAUGUAUUAGCCAACUGCCCUUCUUUGACUGUUUUGACUCAUUGACUGUUAAAUAUUUCCCUUAAUUUAUGUUUUGGGAAGUAAAAUUGUACUCUAAGGGGAAAAAAGAGCAAACAAGAAACUCAAUAGAUGUUUUUAAGAGCCGUCAUCGGGAUCCUUGGCACUUGAAUUCUCAGCAUUUUGCAACCUUUGGUUCCAGUGAGAGAUUGAAUUUAUUCAAAAGAUGCUGGUUUUCCUCACAGUUUUCACAAAACACUGUGACUGUCAACUGAACACUUUGGGGACAGGGGGGAAAUACGAUGUCUGGCCCAUAUGGCAUGAAAUAUGGACCAAAAUCUAACCAUCUUUUAGGGGCAAUGAUGUAAUAUUCAUGAUAAGAGCAUGAGAGAGAGUGAAAGAAAGUCAGAAAGAAAGAGAGAGAGAAGAAAAAUUGAAUUUAUUCCAAAGAUUUAAACUAACUAUACUCUAUAUGUGUAUAUAUAUAUGCUUAUAUAUAUAUAUAUGUAUACAUUUAAAAAUUGCAGAGCACUGCUUGCUGACAAUCUCGUAUUUCUCUACUUCUGUAUUUGCAUACUUCUUAUGGCCAUUCCACCCAGCUGUUUCACUGGGACUGAGGGCCCUAGAAUCCAAUUUGUGUUGGAGCAAAUAGAGCAUCCUGCCAGAUCACAGAAUCACAGAGUGUCCUGAGUUGUAAGGGACCCACAAGGAUCAUCAAGUCCAACUUCUGGCCCUGCACAAGACAUCCCAAGAAUCCCACCAUGUGCCUGAGAGUGUUGUCCAAAUACUCCUUGAGCUCUGGCUGGCUUGGGGCUGUGACCACUUCCCUGGGGAGCCUUUUCUGGCAUCUGACCACCUUCUGGGUGAAGAACUUUUUCCUAAUAUACAGCCUGAACCUCCCCUGACACAGCUCCAUCCCAUUCCCUUGGAUCCUGUCACUGGUCACCAGAGAGCAGAGAUUGGUGCUGCCCCUCUGCUGCUCCUCAGGAAGAUGUCUAAUGGGAAUUGAAACCUCAGCUAUGUGAAACUGUAGAGCAUCCAGUGAGUGUAUUAGAUUUUAAAAAGUAUAAGAGAAUCCUAGAAUUUCCUUACUGUAGUGUCCUAAAAUUUAUGCUCUCAAAUUCUCCACUAUGAUAUUCAUUGGCUGUGAAUCUGCAUAAAUAUCCUCCUUUGCUCUCUGAACACACCUGCCUUUAGGCGUGCUAUCAGUAGUAUACAAAUCUUAAUUAUUAAGUGAUGGUUUAAAUACCAGACUCUAUUUAAAUUGGAAAAAGUCAAGCAAGACUGUGUUUUAGUUCCAGUUGUCAUUUACAGUCUUCUUGGCAUCUUAUUUAAAUAUACCAGAACAAGGGCCCCAGGGGAAAAAAUGCUGAAAUAUAUCUUUACGUUGUUCAAAAAGCAGGCCUACAUCUAAAUCCUGGAUCCAAAUAGCCUAAAAAACAUAGAAAAAAGGGGGGUAAAACACAGAUUUCAAAUUUCUCAGGCUUUGUAGCAAGUCUUGAACUCUGAAGCCAAAAUUUGAGCUUUGGAACCACCUCUUAUGUUUGAAAAGGGUAAUAUUUUCGGCUAUAUGGUGUACCCAGUCAAUCUCUUGACUUCAGUUUUUGGGUGCUCAUAUGCAAGUGUCAUAGUCAUUACUAAAAUUUUCAACCGUAACUUUGGUAUUUUAUAGAAGGCUCCAUUUUGGAAAGGCAUAAUUAGUGACACAUUCCAGGAUUGUUUUUUUUUUACAAUGACAAGUUUUGUUCCAUUGCGGAUAAUUUAAGCUGUACACUUCAAACUUGUGUAGUCUGUUAUAGUUAGUUCCUUUUUGGGCCUGUGUCUCCUUGCUAAAGUUGUACAGUUGUUCUCUCUGUAAAUUAUGAGUAGAAUCAGACUAAAGAGGAAGGGCUCUGUGUAAAGCAAACCCAUAAAUUUGGUGACAGUUGAGGACAGUUAUCCAGCUGUAGAAAGGAGAAGCUUUACCUUGUUUCCUUCAAUGUGAGAUUUAUGUCUAUUUGCAAAAGAGAAGCCAUUAUAAGAAAAUCAGAUAGUGGUUUCCAAGGUUAUGGAACUAUAGGAUGAAAACAGAUUGAGCUGAAAGUCUCACAAAAUAGUGUACACAGAGGAAGCAACUAAAAUAAAUGUGAGUUUUUGUGAUUAGCUAAAUAAUAUUUUGGAUCAGAACAGUCAAUUACAGAAUCAUGCAUGUGGAAAGGGGCCUCCAGAGGCCAUCUUUGCCAACUUCCAGCUAGAGCUGGUUGCUCAUGAGUGUAUCCAGCUGAGUUUUAAAUAUCCUCAAGAAUGGAAAUUCUACAAUCUCUCUGUCCAAGCUGUUCCAACAUUUAAACCACUUCAAUGGUAAAAAAAAAUUCCAAACAUCUGUCUGUCAGGUAGGAAUUUUUUAAUGUUCAAAUUUGUUUUCAGGCCUCUUCCGCUGUGCACCUCCAAGAAGAGUCUGGCUUCUUCUCUACAGUCUUGGUUAGGUAUUUGGAGAUAGCAAUAAGAUCUACACUUACCCUUCUCUUCCUAAGGCUGAAUCAUGUUUCUCAGCCUCUCUUCAUCCAUCAUGCGUUCCAAUACCUUCGUGGGGAAUCUCUGCUAGACUUGCUCCCAUAUGUCAGUCAUUUUUGUGAUUGGGGAGACCAAGACAGAAUAUUCCAGGUCAAGAUGUGCUUUGUAUGUGACAGUGUUGAUAAAAUAUAUUUAUUCUGGAUUUUUCCAUUAUCUGAGACAAAGUCAAGAUUCUAUUUUAAAAACUAACUAAUAAAAAAUAAUUUAGGAAGCACUGUUAUAAAUAGUUUUCUAAUCAAAUUUGCCAAAUCUGCACAUAAAAGUAUGCUUAUAAAAAUAUACUUCUGUACCACCAGCUUGAGGCCUGGCUAGCAAAAUUUGGGUUUUUUCGAUGUGAUCAUUGAUGGUUCACUUUGAAUUAAAAAUUGUAUUGUUUAAUUUGUACUGUAUCAAAUAUGAAGACUCAUGAUGCUGUAUUUUAGUCACUUCUUACACUAAAACAGCACUUCAAUGCAUCUUUAUUCUGUUUGGUUUUCCCCUUAGGAGAUAAAGAGCAACAUAAAAUAUCAGAUAUAUUUUAUAGAGAUUGGUCUAAAAGUGGAUGGCAGAAUCCAGAGUAUUUUUCAUUAUGUCUGAGUUGUUCUUUUUCAGUAGCUAGUACUCAAUCUAGACAAUUACAUUAUCUGGCUAAACUAGCAACUGAAGUGAAAUUCUAGAUUCUUUCAAUGUCUUGGACGAGGCCCUGAGCAGUCUGAUCUCACUAAACAAAGCAUUGAAUCUUGGAUUAGGUGACCUCCAGAAGUACCUUCCAAUAUUAAUUUUUCUGUGUUUCUAUGAUUCAUUUCACAGCUCUUACUUAUUAAAUGUGUACUGGUUCUAUUUCGUCAUAGUCUUGUGUUGAUGAAACAGACUGUAGGGCAGAUCUGUAGGUUUUUUCUCAAAUUCUGAGAGUUUUAUUCUUCUUAAAAUUUAUAAGGUUUCUUCAUGAGGGAGACCUAGAAAGGAAAAAAUCUUAAAAGAACCCAGACCCUUAGCAAACCAGUUUGAAGCAACAUCAUACCUUGAUAUGUGUCACAGCUGCAAGGACUAGCCAGUUAUUAUGGAAACAAGUUUGCUAGACUGGAAGACCCAUGUGAUAGGUGAACAUUUUUUUCAUUCAUUCUUAUUUUCCUCAGACUUUUUGGAAUUGCUUUUUUUCUUGGGGUAGCACAUUUUCACUUAAUGCAUGGAAAGCACUGACCAAACACAAAUGGAGAAGAAGAAUCUGAAUGCAAGAGGAUCCCUCAGUCCUUGCUUUCAGAAUUGUUUUAACUUCAGGCUUUAAAAAGUAACUAAUCACUAGGGUGUAUAGCUAAAAUGGAGUAGAUCAAUAUGAUUGUUGCAGUGACUGAUUGUAUCUUAGUUGUGACCUUUUUGAUGUCUACAGAAUCAGGCUUUCUCCCUCAUUUUUUUCUGACCCUAGACAAUUUGGGGUUUGUAUCUAAUAUAAAGGUUGCUCCUCCUAUUUAAUACACUUUCUUUGUCUGUAUACAAAAGAGGUGGUAAUUGGUACUUUUGGCAAAGCUGAUGAAGUCCAACUUUUUUAAGUGUUUCCCAUCCUCUUCUCUAAAUGUAUGUCAAAAUCUUUAAAUUUAAAAAAGAGGAAAAUUUUGUAAAUAAUUUAAUGUUACAAGGCCAGCAAUCAGUGGAUCAAGGGCUUUUACUCUUGAUUUCAUUCAGGACUUGGCACAUUCUGUCAUUCCAUCCAGUAAGACUGUUUUUGAGCUUUCAUAUCCUGGGCGAUGCUCUAACCCAGAACUUCUAAACUACUUGUUGCUGAUUUCAGAUAGAAUUGCACUUGUAAAGAUAUCUACGUACCAAGAAAAAAAAACAAAAACAAAACACAAUGCUUGACAAUAACUAUUUAACUUUGUCUUGAAAAAAUAGAAGUAUUUUUCUCCCAACAUUGACAAGUCUUGCCUGUCUUUCAGUAGCAUUUAAACUACACCUUCAUGAAUGAUCUUUUUCAGAUCAUGCUUGGAUAUUUUUCUUCUUUUUAUCACACUUGAGUCUCUUUUUAUUAAUAGUUUAGGGAUGAAUACUGCAGUCUUUCUCCUCCACAGCUCUGCACAGGCUUCAGUGGCAAGAUUUAGCAUUGUAACUACUGUAGGAUCUGGCCUACCAGGUACUAAGAUCUGUGUUGUAAAGCUGAGAAUUUCCUUAGAGUUCUCCCUUAGAGGAAGAAGUCUUGAGAAUACUUGUGCUAUAUAAGUUAUAUAUAUAAUUAUAUAGUUGUAUAUAUAAAUUAUAUACAUAAAAAUGUCAGACUGGGGAGUAGACUGCCUUUAUCACCUCAAGAAUGAGUUUCCCUACCUGAAAACUUUCAAAUGCAGGCGUCAUUUUAGAAACAGGGUUUUAUAGUUUUCCUUAAUGCUUGUUGAUGGCAUUUUUGGUGUAAUAAUUGAAGUUGGAAUCUGUGAUUUUCAAAAUGAAAGCUUUGAUGACUUUUUUUUUUUUUUAAAGUGCUUUGGUCCUAACUUCUGUAUACUGCCAGAAGACAGGUUCUCCACCCUGUCUCUGUGUGGGUGUGGAUGUACAUCAGUAAACUGUAUAUACCUACACAGAAACUGAGCUACUGACUUACAGUUUGUAGUAGCCAACUGUGCCUAUUGCUUUCAUUUAAGGAGGGCACUUGCUGUUGCCACUGCAUUUUAGGAAUCAUGUCAGCUUCUGUGGGAAAGUUUUCAACAGUGCUGGGAAAUACAUGUUGCUGUGUACUGUGAAUGAGUAGGCUGCAAAUCUGGGGAUUGGGAGGGAAGGUGGGAAGGGAGGGGGAUGAGGGUUUCGCAUGUACACACUAAAGGGAACUAGAAUGGACAGAAACAUGGGAAUUUUAGCCUUUAUUGUUGGGCUCUCGGGGAAAUGAAAAGCUAACAUGCAGUCCCUGGAAGGCCUGAUGGCUGAAGGGCUGAUCUUUAUGUUUUGCAACAUAUGUUUUACCCAUCACUCUGUAUUUAAAUCCCCAGACCUGUCAGAUUCUUGAAGUAGAUCAAAACACUGGUUUAAACACUACUUUGUUACCAAGGCCAUGUCUCUACCAGGGAAGCUGUCCUACAUUAAAAUCUAGCUAAACCACUUUGUAGCUGCACCUGUUAUGUGAUUGCCUGGAUCAAGUUUGCAUUGGCAUCCUAUGCAGUUAAGCUGAAGUGUAAGAAAUGCUUCAACUAAUUAAGAUACCUCUACAGGAAGGUUCUUGCACCAGUUUAAGUACCUGGUUUUGAAAUCACUGCAUAUAAACCAUAAGAGCUUUUCUCUUGGAAACAAGGCCUUAGUUUGGCAUGUCUGCUCAUCUAGUUAAAAAAUAAUAAUGCAGGCUGAGAUUUUUUUUUUUUUUUGCUUUUUGCUUUUCAAAGCGACCUGUUUUCCCUUUUGUUCUUUGAAACUUUUCUUGCUCUCUAGCACACAUUAAAUUUUUGUUUGGGGAAUUUUUGUUUAACAACAAAAACAAUGACAACAAAAUGUAUGAAUGCUCCCUAUGGAAAAAGAAAAAGCCAAAAAAAAACCGAACAAAAAAACAAACAACAUUGCUUGAAGGACUUUCAUUUUGCACUAUAAUUUUUCUUUUACCAGAUGUGUCUGACAAGUGCAUUUCGGAGAUGCCCUCGGUCACGUUCUCUCAGGCCUACUCUGGUAUUUCUAAUAUAUCACAGAAGUACCCAAUCUUGUAGCCCUCAGUUCUGCCUUUUUUUGACAUUUUAUUUUUUUUAAGCUUUUUAUAUAUAUAUAUAUAUAUAAAUAUAUUACUUUGUCAGUUUUUUUGCUGUACAAAAAGUCUUAAGAUUUAAAAAUAUUAUUUGUAUUAUAUGAUGGUGGUAUGUUAAUGUUACAAAAUUAUUAAUGAAGAAAAAAUUUAUUUUUGUUACUGGUCUGUUUCAUAAUUCUUUUUUAAAUUGGUAUAUUGUAAGAUAUCUAUGCAAAAAUGUUAUGUGACGCAUUUUUAUUUAAGAAUGUAAUAUGUGUA
This is a messenger RNA of Passer montanus (Eurasian tree sparrow), 9480 nucleotides long. It is a transcript of the gene KLF7, whose product is annotated as Kruppel like factor 7. Lineage: Eukaryota; Metazoa; Chordata; Aves; Passeriformes; Passeridae. The coding region runs from base 269 to 1159 and encodes 296 amino acids. Gene Ontology annotation, molecular function: RNA polymerase II cis-regulatory region sequence-specific DNA binding; DNA-binding transcription factor activity, RNA polymerase II-specific. The record is from RefSeq and is a predicted model, not a curated record. Gene Ontology annotation, biological process: regulation of transcription by RNA polymerase II. The transcript is spliced from 4 exons.